GAGAGUGCUAGCUGUGAUCUUAAUUAAGCUAUGUUUUCUGCAGUAAUGGCAUCGCUGAGGGAUCUCCUAACUCCACUUUUCCAUGGAUUCAUCCAUGAAGAUUUCCAUGCAGCUGUUGCGAAGAUGACUCUCAUUGAUGCUUUCCUCUUCCUUAUUGUGCACUCCGUUGAUAAGUUGGGGAUAUGGCACCGCUUUCCAGUGUUCUUAGGUCUAUUUUAUCUCGCCAUUCGCCGGCACCUUCACCAGGAAUACAAUUUAAUCAACGUUGGUAGAUCUCCGAUGGGUGUCAGGUUUAACCCCGGGGAUUAUCCAUAUAAGACAGCCGAUGGAAAACACAACGAUCCCUUCAAUGAAGGUGCAGGUAGUGAUGAAACUUUCUUUGGCAGAAACCUUCUCCCCGUUGAUCAAAAGAACAAGCUAACGAAACCAGAUCCGAUGGUGGUGGCCACAAAACUUCUUGCGCGGAGAAAAUUCACCGACACAGGGAAGCAAUUCAACAUGAUUGCUGCUUCUUGGAUUCAGUUUAUGAUACAUGAUUGGGUUGACCACUUGGAGGAUACCAAUCAGAUUGAGCUUACUGCACCUAUAGAAGUUGCAAACCAAUGCCCCCUCAAGUCUUUCAAGUUCUACGAGACAAAGGAGGUUCCAACCGGCUUUCACGAGAUUAAGCAUGGGACAUUGAACAUUCGUACACCAUGGUGGGAUGGAAGUGUUAUAUAUGGGAGCAAUGCAGAGACAUUGCGAAAGGUGAGAACUUUCGAAGAUGGGAAACUCAAAAUAUCACCAGAUGGCCUUCUUCUCCAUGACCAAGAUGGCAUUGCUGUGUCAGGAGAUGUUCGUAAUAGUUGGGCUGGUGUCUCAACAUUGCAGGCCCUCUUCAUUAAAGAACACAAUGCUGUCUGUGACACCCUCAAGAAGGAAUAUCCAGAGUUGGGUGAUGAAGAUUUAUAUCGUCAUGCAAGGUUGGUGACAUCAGCAGUAAUUGCUAAGAUCCAUACAAUAGAUUGGACAGUGGAGCUCCUCAAAACUGAUACAUUGCUUGCAGGGAUGCGUGCCAACUGGUAUGGAUUGUUGGGUAAGACAUUCAAGGACACAUUUGGUCACGUUGGAGGAGCCAUAUUGGGAGGUUUGGUGGGUCUAAAGAAACCAAAUAAUCAUGGUGUCCCUUACUCAUUGACUGAGGAGUUUGUGAGUGUUUAUCGUAUGCACUCGCUUUUACCUGAUCACCUUCACCUCCGGGACAUCUCGGCCGCUCCAGGACCGGACAAAUCACCACCGUUGAUCGAAAAGGUUCCUAUGGCAAAUAUGAUAGGUAUUACGGGAGAAAAGGCCUUGGCAGAAAUUGGGUUCACAAAGCAACUGGUUUCAAUGGGCCACCAAGCUAGUGGGGCCCUAGAGCUUUGGAACUAUCCUACGUGGCUCAGGGACCUUAUAGUACAUGACAGAGAUGCUAAUGAUAGGCCUCAUCAUGUGGACCUACUAGCUCUUGAAGUCUAUAGGGACAGAGAGAGGAGUGUCGCAAGGUACAAUGACUUCCGCAGGGCCCUACUAUUGAUACCCAUUUCGAAGUGGGAAGAUCUGACGGAUGACAAUGAAGCAAUCCGAGCGCUUGAAGAAGUGUACGGUGAUGAUGUUGAAGAGCUUGAUGUGCUUGUGGGCCUCAUGGCAGAGAAAAAGAUCACUGGGUUCGCUAUUAGUGAGACAGCGUUUGUAAUAUUCUUACUAAUGGCAUCAAGGAGGCUGGAAGCAGAUAAGUUCUUCACGAUCAAUUUCAACGAGGAGACAUACACGGAGAAAGGACUUGCAUGGGUAAACAAUACAGAGAGCUUGAAGGAUGUAAUAGACCGUCAUUACCCAGAAUUGACGAAUAAAUGGAUGAAUUCUACAAGCACUUUCUCAGUGUGGGAUUCACCUCCAAAUUCUCCCAAUCCGAUCCCAAUCUAUCUGCGGAUUCCUCACUGAACCCCAAAUAUAUAUUUGGAAUAAUUAAGUUAUUAAUGGGUCCAUCUUUACCUUCUACCUAAAUAAGAAAAGCGUGGAAUUGCUUUAAUAAACUGUUACGUGGCAAUAGUCAUGCAAUGGCAGGACUCGUGGAAUAAGAGAAUUCUAGAAUAAGAGGGUAUCUAUCUCCACAGUAAUUAAUAGUAGUAGUAAUCAAUAUCUGUAGUAGAAUGUAAUGUACCUCAUCAUGUAAUUCAUUUUCUCUGUUCUUGUUUACAGUGUCUUGUAACGCUUAUUUAAGCAAUGGAUUGAUGAAUAAUAUUAUCAAGAUUCAGUA
Corylus avellana is the source of this 2278-nucleotide messenger RNA. Its product is annotated as alpha-dioxygenase PIOX. Lineage: Eukaryota; Viridiplantae; Streptophyta; Magnoliopsida; Fagales; Betulaceae. Gene Ontology annotation, biological process: response to oxidative stress. The record is from RefSeq and is a predicted model, not a curated record. Gene Ontology annotation, molecular function: peroxidase activity; oxidoreductase activity, acting on single donors with incorporation of molecular oxygen, incorporation of two atoms of oxygen; heme binding.